UAUGAUUCAAAGUAAUAAAGAUUAAAACCAUUAUACUCCAAUCUUCUAAAUAUUUUAUAGUCAUAUAAACAUGUCAAAAAAUAUAUAUUUCUCCCGAAGAAUAAUAUAAGAGCUACAGAGGAUCGAGCUUAAUAUCUAAAAUGAUUGAACUAUGGAGAAUAAAACAACAAAUUCCAUAUAAAAGACAUACAUUCACACAUACUGUAUUACUAGAUCACAAUCAUAUAGUAAAAGCAAAUCUAGCCAUGGGAAUGUGUAUUUUGGUUGAUCAUCUUUUUGUAAUUAGCGGUGGAGUACUGUUCCUUUUCACACAGAGAGAGAUAGAUACAGCUAAUAAAAUAAAAUAAAAUAAAAUAAAAUAAAAAGUCUGAGCCUUUAUUUAAGGGAUCUUCCAAUCAUCCAAGUAGGAUUCUUCUCCAAAACGUAUUCACUUAUUUAAAGCGUGUGCGAGCGAGCGAGAGAUCAGAGAGCGAUCAUCUUCUUCUUCCUUCUUCUCCUCUAUUAUAAUAAAAAGUUGACCCCGAGAAUAAAAAAAAAACAAUGGUGGUGGAGCAGCAGCAGCACGAGAAGAACAAGAAGAGGUUCGCUCUGUUUCUCGCCACGUGCGACUCGGAGUUCGUGAAGAAAGCUUACGGCGGCUACUUCAACGUCUUCGUGUCCACUUUCGGCGAGGAAGGCGAGCAAUGGGAUCUCUUCCGAGUCGUCGACGGCGACUUCCCCGACGAGAAGGAUCUCGAUAGCUACGACGGUUUUAUCAUCAGCGGCAGCCCGCACGACGCGUUCGCAGACGCUGAUUGGAUCGUCAAGCUUUGCUCGCUUUGUCAGAAGCUCGAUGAGAUGGAGAAGAAGGUUCUCGGCAUCUGUUUCGGCCACCAGAUAAUAACUAGAGUCAAAGGAGGGAAAAUAGGAAGGGCUCGUCAAGGCCCAGACAUGGGACUGAGAACCAUAACCAUAGCAAAGGACAACGAGAAACUCGGCCUUUACUUUGGUGACGAGGUCCCCGCAUCUUUAGCCAUUGUGAAAUGCCAUCAGGACGAAGUGUUGGAACUCCCUGACUCUGCCACAGUCUUGGCCUCUUCCGAGGUAUGCCAAGUCGAGAUGUUCUCUAUUGGAGACCACUUACUAUGCAUCCAAGGUCAUCCCGAGUAUAACAAAGGGAUUCUCUUUGAGAUCGUCGACCGUGUCCUCAACAUGAAGCUUAUGGAGCAAGAGUUUGCGGAUAAGGCUAAGAGUACGAUGGAGACUGCGGAACCAGACAAGGAUCUAUGGCAGAAGCUCUGUAAAAACUUUCUGAAAGGUCAAAUCUGAGCAUGUCUAUGCCAUCUCUUGCUGAAAACCUGCAACUUCCUUCAUAUUUAUUUAUCUCCAACAGACAUUAAGGAAAAAUAUGAAAACAAUCAGAAAUAAUCAUUUUAUACUACUACCACUUGUUUCUUAAAAAAUCAAACUAAAAACAAAUUUCAAUCAAA
This is a messenger RNA of Brassica rapa (field mustard), 1469 nucleotides long. Its product is annotated as gamma-glutamyl peptidase 3. Lineage: Eukaryota; Viridiplantae; Streptophyta; Magnoliopsida; Brassicales; Brassicaceae. Gene Ontology annotation, cellular component: cytosol. The record is from RefSeq and is a predicted model, not a curated record.